AAUCCUCCGCGCGGCCACGCCUACUCACAAAACCCAUCCACGUCUCGUCUCCCCCCACCGAUCACUCCAUCCAUCCACCAACCCCAAGAAACCCCCCUGCGCGAGCCAAACCCAACAACCAUGGCGACCCCGUUCUGCGCCGCCGCGUGCCGCCUCUCCAUCUCCCCGCCCAACGCGGCGCCGUCGGCGCCCGGCCGCGCCCGCGCCCUCGCCCGGCGUGGCCUGGUGGUGGCGGUGCGCGCGGAGGCGGGGGUCGGCGGGAUAAACCCGUCCAUCCGGAAGGAGGAGGAGAAGGUGGUCGACACUGUCCUCGCCGGCGAGCUCUCCAAGCCGCUCACCCCGUACUGCCGGUGCUGGAGAUCAGGCACAUUUCCCCUUUGUGAUGGAAGCCAUGUGAAGCACAACAAAGCAACGGGUGAUAAUGUGGGGCCCUUACUUGUUAAGAAGUAGAAUGAGUUUCUUCCUUGUUAAAAAAUAAGAAGAUGAAAUGAAUUUCUUCAUCCUGGCCUCAUGUUGAGUCAAACAAUAUUUGCAUGUCAUAGUUUGUAUGAUCAUUUUUGUCACAUGUAAAGAUAAUGCUGUGUCAAAGUAACUUUUAUUGAUCCCUCAACCGAGAUGAAACGAGAAAUGGUUGUAUUACAAAAUCAGUUUUUUUUCUUUUUUAUAUCAGUAGAUGCCAAAUGGAUUUGCAUAUAUAACAAUCAGAGAGAUGGACAAUCAUAGUUGGUCCUUUUGGGGGUUCAUCAAAAUAAACUGUGUUCAACGAUGUCAA
Oryza sativa Japonica Group (Japanese rice) is the source of this 772-nucleotide messenger RNA. NCBI's taxonomy places the organism in Eukaryota, Viridiplantae, Streptophyta, Magnoliopsida, Poales, Poaceae. The record is from RefSeq and is a predicted model, not a curated record.